Osmia lignaria (orchard mason bee) is the source of this 1036-nucleotide messenger RNA. RefSeq names its product replication protein A 32 kDa subunit-like. Gene Ontology annotation, molecular function: single-stranded DNA binding. NCBI's taxonomy places the organism in Eukaryota, Metazoa, Arthropoda, Insecta, Hymenoptera, Megachilidae. Gene Ontology annotation, biological process: nucleotide-excision repair; DNA replication; double-strand break repair via homologous recombination. The record is from RefSeq and is a predicted model, not a curated record. Gene Ontology annotation, cellular component: chromosome, telomeric region; DNA replication factor A complex; site of double-strand break.
AUCAUGGUAUACUUUAUUUUGUUGCUGAUCUAGUCUUUAUACAUGAUAUAUGAUCACACGUUCGCGCGUAAAUUCUGACCGGUUAGCACAUUUUUAGUGAUCAACGUAAUAGAAAUACUCAAAACUUAAAAGAUUGUAAUUAAAUUUAAUAGCAUUAUGUGGCAAUCGCAUUUGGAUACUAGCGCAACUUUUGAUGGUGGAUUUGCGAAUACUAGUCGCAAAGACGAUCAAAACACUGUAAAAUCACGAAAAACUCAAACUAUCGUUCCUAUUAUGAUUGGACAUUUGCUUACUGCUACUUCUACCGAUGAAAUAACAAUUUGGGGUAUUCCUGCACGUAUAUUUUCGUUAAUCGGAAUUAUACGCAAUGUUGAAGAAACCGCAACGAAAAUAUCCUACGAUAUCGAAGACCAAACAGGUACUAUUGUUGCACUUAAGUGGUUAGAAGCAGAUAGGAAAGCAUCAGAUCGUACUAUACAGGUUAAUACAUAUAUUCGUAUAAUUGGUUUACUCAGAGAACAAAAUGAUAAAAGACAUGUUCUCAUUUUACGAAUGUGGCCAUUGCAAAGCUUGAAUGAAUUGACAAAUCAUUUACUUGAAUUCACUUAUAUUGUAUUAAAAUCUAAAGCAAUGGCCAAACAAAGUAAUGAAGUAGGAGAUGGAAAUAGUACUAUGGCAGCAACAAAUGGAGAACAAUUAGAAAAUUGCCCUGAUUAUGGAAUGACAGGGGAACAGAGUUUAGUUUAUAAAAUUAUACAUGGUCAAAAUGAUACAGAAUCUGGCAUUGAAAGAUCUGAAAUUAAAGCAAAAGUACCAAAAACAAUUCUUCCACGAAUAGAUGGUAUAUUGGAUUUCCUAGUUUCAGAAGGUCAUAUAUAUACCACAAGCACAGAUGAUCAUUUUAAAACCACUUAAGUAGUAUUGUAUAUGAUAGAGUACUAAUUGUAAGAUUAAAUUUAUUAUUUUGUACUAUGUUGAACAUACAUUAUUUUGCAUGGUUAAAAGUAUUAAAUUGUUUUUCUAUUUUUCUAUUUUU